Molecule: messenger RNA, 1447 nt
Organism: Nannochloropsis gaditana CCMP526
Product: soul heme-binding protein
Exons: 5
Coding region: 26-1207 (393 amino acids)
Source: RefSeq, a predicted model, not a curated record
ACAGGAUUUCGAACGAGAGUCGCACAUGCAGUUUUUGACACGCCGCGUAGUCGUGGGACUCCUUUUGUGGGAUUUUUUGGACAGAAGCGGUGCUUUUUGGCUGCCGUCCCGGCUCCCUCCCCGGGUCGCAGUCAGUAAUGUGGUCCGCUUGGAGGCCACAAAAAGUAAGGGAGAGCUGUCUUGGCAAGAGUCCUUGGAGCUACUCAUGUCGCCGACCACUGGCAUGGCUCAGCGUCAGGUGCUUUUUCAGGACGUGGUCUCCCGGGCCCCCGAGAUCCGCAAAGACGUGGAGGAGGCCAUCCGCGAAGGCUCUGUGGAUGGUUUGCUGACCGAUGGCAUCAAAGCUGUGCUGGCCUCUGAACCAGAGCAAGCUGCCAAGAUACUCCUGGAAGAAAUGCCUAAACUCGCACAGCGCUCUUACGAGAACUUGCCGAAGAACCCGAAAGAGUUGGCGGAGACUCUGCGAGAGGUUUCGACUGCCUUGCCCUCGGAGGCCCGCACUGUUUUCCUACGGACGCCCGAAGGCUUGGAGACCCCCUCCUUCCAGGUCCUUCACGAGGGCCACGGUUACGAGAUACGCGAGUAUGACCCGUACACAGUCGCCUACACAGAAAUGGGCAGCAGUGACGCCAAGGCCGGGUCCACGAGUGCCGGGCCGGUGCUGGGCAGUCCCACCAUGACAGGGGGCGCCUUCAACACGCUUGCCGGCUACAUUUUUGGCGCGAACGAGGCCAAGACGAACAUGGCGAUGACCACGCCUGUCGAGAUACGGAAGGAUGCCCAGCAUCGCGGGGCCGGGGAAGCUUACAGCAUGCGUUUCAUCAUGGCUUCUCCCUACACCACCGAGACGGCCCCGCGGCCUAUGGACAGCAAGGUCCGUUUGACCACCACCGCCCGCGAACGGCUGGCGGCAAGGGAGUUCGCAGGCUUUGCCACAGAGGGCGAGGUACAGCGGCAGUUGAUCUCGUUGCUGUCCCUGUUGGAUAGGGACGGGGUGACCGUUGUGGACCCUGCGUCUUACCGCAUCUUCCAGUACAACCCCCCGUACACCCUGCCAUGGUUGAGGCGGAACGAGAUUCUAGUCGAGGUGAGGGGUGGACCCUCGGUUGGGACGGUGAAGGUGGAAGAGCCAGUGCUUGUGGAGACGACAUUGGUCAAUGAGGAGGAUGAAGGCGGGGAAGACGACCUGAGCCCGUCAGACUACUAGGGGUGGGAGCCGGUUUUCUCUCGGCUGGGUCUUUGUCUCGGAGAAUAGCUUCAUUCAUGUGGGAGGCGACAAGACGAAGAAUUCGGGACUGCUUUGUAUGUUAGUGUUUCAUUGGUAUAUCAUGGGGUGUAAGGGGUCGAGAGGAGGAAUGCUGGCGACCUCAUGAACUUUGUUGAUUUUUUUAGAAUUGUGUCAUCGAAAAAUAUACAAUGUCGAAGUAAAGUUUAUACACUCUGGGUA